Molecule: messenger RNA, 1104 nt
Organism: Pomacea canaliculata
Lineage: Eukaryota; Metazoa; Mollusca; Gastropoda; Architaenioglossa; Ampullariidae
Product: cysteine-rich venom protein-like
Exons: 9
Coding region: 14-961 (315 amino acids)
Source: RefSeq, a predicted model, not a curated record
CACCACUUGUCGUAUGUCUUCUCUGGACGUUACCGUUAACCAGCCAGUCGAUUCAAGUGUCCUUCGCUUGCCUGUCACUAUGUUUCUACAUGUGUGCCUUGCGUACUUUGCUGUUUUCCUGACUUGUCUGAACGCGGCAACAGCUCAGACCUGUGACCCCAAGUGGACCAAGCUCGACCCACAGCACACCAUGUGUCUCACCGACGUGGGUGUCGCGGUGCCGCUGGACGCCGCCACCAAGGCCGCUCUGGUGCAGCAACACAACGACCUGCGCGGCCAAGUCGUGCCGCUCGCGGCGAACAUGCCGAAACUGAUAUGGGACGAAGACAUCGCCCGUGGGGCCGAGAAAUGGGCCAAGCAGUGUGUCGUUGGACACGACACGGGUACUGCACGUUUGGUCCCCUCUCUUCCCGGAGUCAACAUAGGACAGAACGGAGCCUUUGGGCAAUCCACAUUUGCUAAUGCAGUUAAGUCGUGGUUUGAUGAGCGCAAAGAUUUCAUUUACGGCACCGGCUCUACUGGAGGUGUAGUAGGGCACUACACACAGGUCGUUGGAGCUAGAGCACAUCGGAUUGGCUGCGGGCAAGCAAAAUGUGUGGGAAAAAAGUAUGAGAGAUACUACUUCUGCAACUAUGCCUUUGGACAACUGUCAGGAGAUGUCUCAAAACCAUACAAAAACUCCACUGUAAGCUGCUCGGAUUGUCCAACCAAGUGUGACACCAGUGGAAAGCUGUGUGACUGUAAGGGCAAACUGUGUCUUAACGGAGGGUCCUUCAACAUAGCGAGUUGCACCUGUACCUGCUCCUCGCUCUACACUGGUGACAUCUGCCAGACGCUGAACUGCCCGAAAAGUGAUCCGUCGCACUGUAACACUCAAUGGCCACCAGCCUACUGUAAAAAGUUCUCCAACGUGCCCCAUGAGUGCCCCUACAUGUGUGGCAUCUGUACUACAAGUGGCUAAUAAGCCUCAUUAACAAGAUGGUCAACUGUAGCCUGCACAGACAGUGGAUUGCUAAAGACCUGUCAACGUGGUUCAGACUGAUGGAGCACUCGCUGACCAGUUGUUAAAAUACCUUGAAUGUCAUUAAAGAAUGACUCAAAAAA